Molecule: messenger RNA, 2108 nt
Organism: Dermacentor albipictus
Lineage: Eukaryota; Metazoa; Arthropoda; Arachnida; Ixodida; Ixodidae
Product: cytosolic endo-beta-N-acetylglucosaminidase-like
Biological process (GO): protein deglycosylation
Cellular component (GO): cytoplasm
Molecular function (GO): mannosyl-glycoprotein endo-beta-N-acetylglucosaminidase activity
Source: RefSeq, a predicted model, not a curated record
CCCCAUAGUGGGUACGUGCCAUGGUAUAGGAAGCAAGCAAGCAAGCAAGUGUGGCACUCUAUCGCGUGGCGCUUGAGGCAUCAUCGGAAGAAGAGUCUAACAGCUGGCCACGACAGUACCAGGCACCAACAGGCAAGUGAGCAAGCAAGGCACCACUGGUACGGGAAAGUAUGUCGGUGGUCGGCCCGUUGAAGUCGCUGAACGACCUCAUCCGCUUCAAACGACCGCCGCUUUGUGCUGUGGAGCCGCUGAGAGAUAUAGAGCGGGGCAAACCGGGACGCCCGAAAAUCCUCUUCUGUCACGACAUGGACAGCUACCUGGAAGACAAGUAUCUUUACGGCAGCACCAAGAAGGACAGCUACAGGUUCCACCACUGGCAAAUUAUUGACACCUUUGUAUAUUAUUCGCACCACAUGGUCACCAUCCCUCCUCCUUGCUGGAUCACAGCUGCGCACAAGCAUGGAGUGAAAGCACUAGGAACUUUUACUCUGGAAUCGGAAGAAGGAAGAAAUGCUUUCAAGAAGAUCAAGGGUGGCAACCAAGUUGAUACAAUCGCCUCUCAGCUGGCCCUGAUUGCUGCUCUGUCCCGUUUUGAUGGAUGGCUUGUCCGCAUCGCAACGAGAAUGGAUGGCAGCGUUGGCCGCUUUGUCAACGAGCUGCUUUCGGCCAUAACCAAAGAGACGCACCGUUCUGUGCCUGGCUCCGUCGUCAUCUGGCACGACAGCAUUCUGCCCAAUGGAACGGUUGAGCCGCAGAAUGAACUGAACGACAGAAACCAAUGUUUCUUCAGCCUGUGUGAUGGAAUCCUCCUUAACUACCAAUGGGAUGAGAGGCUGCUUCACAACUCUGCCGACAAGGCAGGUGAACGCAAGGGAGACGUCUAUGUCGGCAUCGACGUCUUCGCACGGGACACGUGCUACGAUGGUGGCUAUGACAUGCACAAGGCAGUUGCGAUUGUUCGCGGCUAUGGGUUGUCAGCUGCCAUAUUUGGCGCCGGCUGGGUCUAUGAGGUACAGGACAAGAGGAGGUUCACGGAGAACCAGUGCCUGUUGUGGGCCCUACCGGAGGAAUGCAGCUCGGAGUGGCGGGCCAAGACACUACCCCUGUCCAGCACAUUCUGCCAGGGAUUCGGCACGAAACAGUACAAGCAAGGGCAGUCCGUCGUGCCAGCACCGUGGUUCAACCUGUCCAAGCAAGAAGUCCAGCCCCGAGACCAGGGAACGAGGCUCUGUGGGGGCGGGGGGUCAGCCGUGGUGCACACGAUGGACGCGUACACAGGCGGUGGCUGCCUCCGUUUGGAGUACGACCCGAAACAGGCGCCAAGUUCCAGGGUCAUCCCUUACUUCAGGUUGUUUGGCUGCGACGUGCCACUGGACCCUCUGUGCGUCAGCUACACGUACAAGACGCCGACUGGCUGUGACGUGCCACUGUACCCUCUGUGCGUCAGCUACACGUACAAGACGCCGAGCUGUCUAGCAGGGCACGACAUCAACCUGAUUUUGAAAGUCAGGGAUGCGACAGGCAAGAGAGAAGAGUUGUCCCUGGGUUCAGUCAUCACCGUGCCUCAGGGAGGCAACUACAUUGCACGGCGUGAUAUCGCCAACAACUCGCAAGGUGACCCGGGUAGCUCUGCAACCCUUUGGUUGACAAGGAAAUACCAUGUCAAGGACGCUACGGGCUCUGCGGUUCUUGAGGAGAUUGGAAUCUCCUUCAACUCCCACGAGCAGAACACUUUUCUCCUGGGUGAGGUUGUCGUGAAGCGGCCAGACGGCGCAGCCAGCAGCGAAGCGAAGGACUCUGAUGCAGAAGCACCAAGUGAUGAGGACAGUGCAGGCAGACCAGAGACGGAAGAGAAACUGCACGAGUGGCUAGCGAAAAGAGCCGCGGCAAAUGCCGGACAAGCAGACGACCCAGUUGCUUUCGACAUCUCGAUGUCGAGCGACGAAAGUGACUAGUGAAAGCGGGAAGCAACGUGCCAUCAAGGUUAACGCCCAACGAUAUAAGAAGUGAGGGCAGCCCCGGCCGCAUGCAGUAGCCAGCUGCAAUAAAUUUCUAUCUGUGUAGGUUGCUCUUAGUAGUCUGCCUCAAUAAAGCUGGCAAGACGCACA